Molecule: messenger RNA, 1512 nt
Organism: Hevea brasiliensis (rubber tree)
Lineage: Eukaryota; Viridiplantae; Streptophyta; Magnoliopsida; Malpighiales; Euphorbiaceae
Product: stemmadenine O-acetyltransferase-like
Exons: 1
Coding region: 107-1381 (424 amino acids)
Source: RefSeq, a predicted model, not a curated record
AUUAUGUGCUCUCUAUAAAUAGAGCAAUCUACUUUCUGUUGCUUACAAGAACCAUUUUGUAGUAUUCCUUCCAUCUUUUUGUUAACAUUAAUUUCCAAAGAAGAAAAUGAAGAUUGAAGUCGAAAUGAUCUCGAGUGAGCUAAUCAAGCCAUCUUCUCCAACACCUGACCACCAUCGCCAUCAUCGACUUUCCUUUCUUGAUCAAAUCCAAAUCCCAGUUUUCAUGCCUUUGAUCCUCUUCUACCCUAAACAAAUCAACACAACCAACAUAGAAAGAUGCAACCAAGCAAAGCAAUCCCUCUCACAAGCUUUAACCAUAUUCUACCCGCUCGCCGGACGGGUUAAGGAUAACACCUAUAUAGAUUGCAACGAUGAAGGUGUUCCCUUUGUGGAAGCCCAAGCCAAUUGUCACCUCUCAGAUUUUUUCCAAAAUCCAAAUCCUAGUGAUAACAACAAGUUCCUUCCCUUUGAACUUGAUGAUGUGAAGGAUUUAGUUGCUGUUUUCCAGGUUACGUACUUCAAGUGUGGUGGGUUAGCCGUUGCUUUUGGCUCCUCACACAAGGUUGGUGAUGCCUUGUCACAAUUUACUUUCCUCAAAAGCUGGGCUGCCAUUGCUCAUGGAGAUACAGAUAUUGCUAUCCCUUCCUUUGAUACUUCCACUCUCUUUCCACCCAAAAAUUUAUCUGGGUUUGAACCCAGGAAUGUGAUUGUAAAGGAUGUUGUCACAAAGAGGUUUGUGUUUGAUGCUUCCACCAUAGCAGCUCUUAGAGCUAAGUAUAGCAAUAAUGGCAGCCGCCCAACAAGGGUAGAGGCUCUAUCUGUUUUCAUAUGGAGCCGGUUCAUGGCAGCAACUCAGGUAAAAGAUGAACCUGAUAAGCUCUACACAGUUCUUCACGCAGUGAAUCUGAGGCCAAGAAUGGACCCGCCUCUAUCAGAGUUGCAUUUUGGGAAUAUCAGCAGGAUAGCCAUAGCAGUGGCCGACAUGGAAUCUAAGGACGAUGAGUGUUAUGGAAUUCUGAGCAAGAUGAGAGACGCCUUAAGAAAAGUGAACCUGGACUAUGUGAAGGAUCUCCAACAGAGUGAUGGCCAUUUGAAUUUCAUGAGAAAGCAGUCAAAGAGAGUGGCCAAAGGAGAGAUUGUUUCUUUUAGCUUCACUAGUUUGUGUAAGUUUCCUGCAUAUGAAUCUGAUUUUGGGUGGGGAAAGCCCGUAUGGGUAGGCACGGCUCGCUUAACUUUCAAGAAUCUAGUCGUCUUCUUUGAUACGAAAGAGGGGCAAGGUAUAGAGGCAUGGGUUAACUUGAAGGACAAAGAUAUGGCUAAAUUUGAGACUGAUAACGAGCUUCUUGCACAUGUUUCUUCAGGUAGUCCAAAUUACCUCUAGACAAAUGGAUGCAUAAUGGGCAAAGUUUGCUUUUAUUUCCAAGCAUAUUAUCUUUAGUUUGAAUUUGAUCAUCAAAGAGUAGUGUUUGUUAUUUUUUCUAUUUAAGUUCAAUUGAAAUUUCAACUUGAGAA